Didymodactylos carnosus is the source of this 5366-nucleotide messenger RNA. Lineage: Eukaryota; Metazoa; Rotifera; Eurotatoria; Philodinida; Philodinidae. The record is from the annotation of a GenBank genome assembly.
CCACAAGCUUGCCUCAUUUAUAACGUUUUCUCUUAAUUUUUAGAGUUUCUGAAAAACUGGUUUUACAGAAAAUUGAGUCUUCAAGAGCCAUCAGCAAAAAUUCGGAAAUCUGCAGUUAUAACUUUAUUCUGCGCUGCAAGGCGGUUCGAAUACUGUGUUAAACAAGGCUUCAUCUCUUAAGGCAAGAGACUUGAUGCUUUUUCGAGCGAAUGGUCUCGUUUUUGGGUUCUCUUAGAAAUGAAUUUUUUGCAAAGGCUAUGAGCGAUGUGGAGAAGUUCAAAGUCACUUUUUCAUAUGCAGUUUGUCACGCUGAUUCAGAAAAGCUCUGUUUCAAAACUCCAAAAUUUAACUAGAAAAAACAACAAGCAAAACAUCUGAAGUAUAGGUUUUUCCGAUUUUCGGAUACUUCUCAGUAUUUGGCAAUUUUCAUCGAGAAGGAAAGGUCGUAAAGCAAAAUAGAUGUGAUAUUCGGAUUAAGCUCGAUUUCCUCUAUCAGAAUAUGUCUGUUAAAGUCAAAAAGAAAAUAGUGCUUAAACUUUGAAUUACGGGCGCCUUAACAAUACAUUGUUUGUCGCAAUGAAUAUUCAUUUGCUCAUUCACUGCUCUUCAUCCAAAUAAUCAAUCAGUCAAAAGAAAAUCCCUGUACAAGAGAGUUGCUAACUGGAAUAUAUUUUUAUGUAGUCAACGGAUAGUAAAUCCUCGGCAGCAAAAAUUAUCCUUUUCCGUGAAAAAAACUAAUUAAAAUAGAAAAGUAACUCGUGUACUCGUAAAAAAUGUUAUCUCUUUUAUGUGCGACUGUAAGGCAAACGUAAGCGAUUCAAAAUAUCUAAUUUUUAGUGACUAAUGUGUAAAUAUUUUGACUUUUUUGGGCAUCGAUAGGAGUGAUUAAAAUUGAAAAGAUACCGAGAUUGACUCGCAAUAGCAACUAUCUGAUUAUUUAUCAAAUCUUGUUUCCUUUUUCUUUGUUAGAACUAAUAUAUUUUAAAAUGAAUAUUAUAUUUCAUUCUGACCCUUUUUCAGAGCCUGUCCUUUGCUCUAAGUAAAUUUUUUUUUGUCUAUUAACAGAAUUUCAAUAAAGCCGGUUUUUGUGUAGUGGCCAUUCUCAUUUGAGGCUCAAAACUUACAAGUACUAAAUGAAAAUCAUAGGCUUACGCAGAUUACGUAUGCACAUGGGUAUUGUGCAUAAAGGUAUUGUUUGAAAUAAUUGAAAUACUUUUGAAAUAAUAAAAGAACUUGUCAUUGAAGGGUCAUUCUAAUCCUUGUUUCAGCGAAAGCGAGUUUCUAUGUUUUUCAACUUUAGGUAUAACAAUUUCUAGCACAAGUGCUUUAUUGGAGUAUUCCUGACCUUCAAAGUAUGUUAAUAAGUAAUCAGAUAUGGCAAAUUCAGUGGAUCUCUAAUCUUGAUUUCUAGAGAUUCUCCAGAGAUCUGCAAAGGAUCUUCAGAACUGUUUUUUGUUGAAAUAUUGAAUUUAUGGGCUGACAAGCCUUAUUGAUAGGUAAUUGACUUCAAGACUGCUUUUGAACUUUAAAGAGGUUUCUUCAGAGAUCUCUACAGGAAUCUCUAAAAAAUCACCAGAAAACCUUUUUGGAAGCAUAACUUUUACAGGUUAAAGAAAUGAACAAUAUUAAAUGAUAGUCGAUAUGUACAUUUUAUUGUAGAUGAAUGAUGAUUCUAGCCUUUCCGAUACUGACACACGUUCAGUAUUAAAAGUACAAUAAACUUCUACAUUCAUGAUCGUUACAACAUACAAAACCAGGCUCAUUUAUUCUUCUUUUCCAAUAAACGGGUCUUCGCGGUAAUGUCGUGUCGCGUUGGAAAAAAGAGAAAAAGAGGUAUUUCUGAUUCUGACAGCCUCAAUCUCUAUCAGAAUCUGGUUUAGAAACAACUAUACAGCGUGCAGAACCACGACAUUUAUCAAAAUCAGCGCAAAAAACUAUCAAGCUGAAUAAAUAGGUGGAUUUGUAGUAAAAAGUUUCGAAAAAAUGCUUUUCUGUCUACAGACACAAAUACUAUAGUUUUUCUUAUAUAAUUAUAUACGUUAGAGCUCUAUCAACACGAGUUAGUAAUAAAACAGCACAAAUAUUUGAAAUAAUUCAUUUAGAAGAAAUAUUAAUAAUGUCGAUAUUUGUAACAGAAGAAGAUUGAAAUUUGUAUGUGAUUUUGAAAUUGCUUAUGGUUUAUCCAACAGAACGGGUUAUUAUGCACAAAAUGUGACCAAAUAACAACAUUAACUAAUUUUCCUACAACAGAACCAUUUGAAUAUAGUUUUCAAGAACUCAAAAAACGAAUAUACAUAGCUUUUGCUAUAUCUGGUGUUGGUUUAAUUCAAUCAAUUAUCCAAUGUCCAAGUUAUGUUUAUCUGUUAUACACCGUUCUCGUUUUAUAGUACGAGUACAUAAUGCACAUAAUUCCUUACAUAAUUAUACUCCGAAGUAUAUGAAAAGUAUAAUAGAUGAUAUAAAAAAUCAAGAAAAUAUUUAUGAUGAAGAUUCUAUUGUAAAUAUCACGGUUUCAUUGGAUGGCAUGUGAAAAAAAACGAGGACAUAUUUCAUCGUAUGCUAUUGUUUUUAUUGUUCAUUACGUGAAGAUCUUACGAAAGAAAAUCUAAAUUUAUUACGACGUUGUAUUGAGCUUCGUCCAUCUGUUAGCUUCUUUACAAAAGAUGGUAGUAUGUACUACUAUCAAAAUAAUCAACAGAUUUUUAUCCGGUCAGAAAGUGCCAUUGAAACAGUUCCACGAAGCAAGAUCAAAGCAUUUAUCUAAUUUAAUGGCAUCAUAGAAAAACAUAGCAAGAGCGCGAAGUUUCAAGCCCUUGGUUCCUUCACACGUACUUAGUAACUGCUACUGAAGAGGUUCUGUUGCCAGCCAGAAUCAAUUUUGUUGCUGAGAAAGUCGAACUUGAUAAGAAUACUAAUAAGUACACUAUAUAUCUUACUAUUUAAGUUCGAAUUGGCUAACACUAGACUUUAUGCUUUGGUGUUCUUGGUGUUUUGCUCACAUAUGCAUGGGAGUAACAUUGGGUGUCUGCGAGAAUGAAGCAAGUGAUCAGCGGAAGAUCCUGAUCUUUUAAAAAUUAGUGAUUUUAAGACGUUCUGUAGUGCAUUCGGUCUUUCGCUAGAGAAGAGAGGUAUGGGCGAUCUUAGCAGAGCUUGUUCUGUGAUAUUUUCAACAUUAGCAUUGCACUUACACAGCAGGAAAUCUGCAAAAGUUUCGGACGCGUUUAAACGCGUCAAUUGAAAAAUUUAUCUUUAUCACGCGUUUUCCCGUUAGACAACGUCGAGGCGUUUAAGGCGUUGAAAACGUUAGCAGUUCCACCGCAUUUAAAAUGCAUUUAUUUUUACCAGUUUCAAUUGAAAAUCGUGAUUUUUGACGCGUUGAAACCGUUUUCCACGUUUCUCCAACGCGUCGUAAGCAAUUUUAAAUGUUCUUUUCGAAAAAUAAACGCGCUUAAAUGCGGUGGAACUGCUAACGUUUUCAACGCGUUAAAAAAGUUCGACGUUGUCUGGGCGAAAAACGCGUGGUAAUGAUACAUAUUUCAAUUGACGUUUAAGCGCGUCGAAAACUUUUGCAAAUUUCCUGCUGUGUAACUAACAGCGAUUUUAAUGAAUAUCUAGAGAAAAAUGCGCUGUAUAUAUAUAAAAUAUAUCGCUGAAUUACGAUCAUGUGUUGUUCCUGGGAAUUGGAAACGAACACUUACAACAUUGACAAAAGGUAUUUUUUGCAAAAUGGAUUUCAAUGAAAUGAAUUUUACAAAAAUACAACAAUUAGAUAAGUCCACAGAUCGAAAAGAAGAUGGGCCACUUUUUAUGGGAUUUCGGGCACUAAGCGCUGAAAAUUAAUUUUGAGAAGAGCUACUCAAGUGAUCAUAAGUAAAUCGACGAGACAUUCAGUAAAUAUCAACUCUCAAAACCGAACUGUCUAAAAGUGAAUUUUUUCUAUUUGGUUUAUAUCGACUAAAACUUAUUUUAAAUGUUCAUGCAAUCAAGGAAAACUGUGCAGUGUUAAUGUGUGACUUUGCGAAAUUUUAUCUGAUUCCCAGAAUUUAAUUCAAUACUAGUACAUUCUAAACUCUCACAAUUACAUUUUUUACUUCAGUAAGCUUUUAUGUAGAAUUUAAGGAGAGAUUAAAAAAACUUAUGCAAGGAAUAUCCCAUGAGAAAAAAGACGGGCAAUAACCUGCUCAUUAACUGUCAGUUUACAGCCUGCCCAAAAACUGCCAGUUGACAACCUGUUAACUGUCUUGUUUAUUGGCCGUUUUUACACAGUAGUUUCUUAAGACCUAAAAACGACCAAUAAAUCAGACAGUUUUUAGAUGUUUUUUAGACAAUUAACAGGUUGCAAACUGACGGUUUAUAGACCAUUUCUUUUCUGUGGUAGUGAGUGGCCAUAGGCUCGCUAUAUUUUUGUUUUUGAAAGAAAAAGCCAGUUAAAUGGUUGUAAAUAAGCUGUAAAUGGGUGAUUCGUGGCUGAUAGACGACUAGCUGUUUUGACAGUAGCUAGUGCACUAUGCCUUUUUGAUGUAUUAGUGAUGUCUGUCAAACGCAUUUAAGCUCUUUUUAACAGAAAAAGCAGCGACUUAGAGGUGUUCUUUUGAAGACAUCAACGUGGCUAACAGUAAAAAGAUGAGAGAACGCACUGUGGAUGCAUUUUGAAGACAACCGAGUGUUUUAUAAGAGAUUUUUUUGACAGUGAAUUAUUUCUAAUAAGCACUUUUUAAGCCAUUUUGCGUUAAACAAUCAACAUAAAAGCAUUAUCGCUACAUUCCAUCUAAAUCGAUCUUCGAUAUAAAUGAGCUAAGAAAACUUAAUGAAACAAGAUAAAAAAUUCUCAUAUCUGUGCUUUUUAAUAAAAAUGAUUAUGCGUGAUGUUUACUCAUCAAUCUUUUCUCGAAAAGACACUUCAAAUAAUAAAUAAUAAAAAGAGGAAAAUUUUGAGCUUUUUCAAUCAGUUUUCAAAUAUACAAAAGAAUAAGAUGGUUGGUAUAUCAAAUUGUGAAAAUGAUAAAGAGUAAAUAAUAGUAUUUUUACAUAGAAGUUUGUCACAUUUCGAAUGUUUUAGUGAACAAAAUUGUUAUGAAUUAGAAUUUAAUGAAUGUAACGUUGACACAAAAUUUCGUUGUACAAAUGGAAUGUGUAUUGAUAAAACAUUUUCAUUUGAUCGUUCAUUUGACUGUAUGGAUAGAAGUGAUGAAAAAGAAGGCUUUUACACAGAUGCAAUGGAAGAUACACAAUGUUUUAAUCAACCAUCAAUUUUAUGCGAAGAAUUUUGUCGGACGAAAGUGUCGGACGCUCAAAUGUCGGGGUCGCUCAAAUGUCGGGCGCUCAAAUGUCGGGUGCUCAAAUGUCGGCGCUCAAACGUCGGUUGA